This is a messenger RNA of Haliotis rubra (blacklip abalone), 4306 nucleotides long. Its product is annotated as nucleolin-like. Bases 80 to 1720 code for a protein of 546 amino acids. The record is from RefSeq and is a predicted model, not a curated record. Gene Ontology annotation, cellular component: cytoplasm; nucleus; ribonucleoprotein complex. The transcript has 12 exons. Gene Ontology annotation, molecular function: mRNA binding. Lineage: Eukaryota; Metazoa; Mollusca; Gastropoda; Lepetellida; Haliotidae.
CCCAGGCCGGAAGUUGUCUAACACGUGUGAUUGUAACAGUGUGUGACACUAGCGACGAUCGCUGAUACAGACAAUUAUCAUGGCGAGGGGCAAAGUAGGUAUUCUUGCUAAAUCAAAGACACCUCAGCCUCACAGACCAAAAGGAGGUGUUUUGAAAGCAGCCCCUAAAUCGGCUCCACCUUCAAAGAGAAAGCCAUCUUCUACCACAGAAAAUGACAAGAUGCCUAAAGUUUUGGAGUUGAAAGGAGCCCUAUUUAGGAAUCAAGAAAUUAAAAGAAAGAAUGGAAGUUCCGCAAAAAAGACCGCAAUAGAGACUAUGGGUAAAAACGGACAAAUGUCAAAAUUCAAACAUUUUCUGUCUCCUCCACAAGAUGACACUGAUGAUGAUGAUGAAGAUGAAGAUGAAGAUGAUGAAAGUAGUGUUGACAUUAAUGAAGACGAUCUGGACAGUGAUGACAUAUUAAAAGAUUUAGCUGAUGAUAGCAGCGAUGAUGAUGAUGAUGAUGAUGAUGAUGAUGAUGAUGACAAAGACAACAAUGGCAGUGAUGAAGAUGUCAGUAAUGAUGAUGAUGAAGAUGAUGAUGAUGAUGAUGACGACAUUAGUGAUGAAGAUGUCGGGAAUGUUGUCAAUGUGAACAUCAAAAAGGAAAUCAAAAGAAACAGCUCUACUUUGGAACAAGUAGGGAGCAAAGUGGAGAAACAGAAAGAACAGCUACUGACCAUGAUGAAGACAAGUAAUAUGCCUCAGUAUACAGAUGAGCAGACAAUAUUUGUAAAGAACCUUCCAGCAGAUACAACAGAGAAGGAUUUGAAAAAACUCUCAAAGGACAUCAUUGAAAUCAGGCUCAGGAUUGCUCUCUCUGGGAGACGUUCGUAUGCCUACUUAGUAUUUCCAUCAGAGGCCAUUGCAGAGAAGCACUACAAGUUACUUCAGCACAAGACUUUGAAUGGCAAAAGUUUCAUAGUUGACUUUGUGGGCAAGAAAAGUAAGGUCUACAAGAAGAUGUCUUCACCAAAGCAAUCAGGUGAAGUUCAGGACUUGAAGCGUCUAUUUGUCACAGGCUUAGGGAAGACCUUUACAGACAGUGAUCUUAAUCAGCUCUUCCCUGAUGCAAAUGAAACUGUGGUUAUUCGCCGCCGGAAUGGGAACUCCUUAGGGUAUGGUUUUGUGUCAUUUGACAAUGAACAGGUUACACAGAAGAAUCUCAUCAAAUACAAAAGUGGUAAAGUUUUCAAGGAACAGAUGAUUCUUGCCACAUAUGCAAAGAUGAAAGAGAAAGAUUCAAAUGAAAAGAGAAGAAACCUACAAGAGAUAUCAGGACCUGACUUGGACAUGAAGAAGCUGUAUUUGUCUGGUUUAGGACCCAAAGUGAGUCGAGCUGAUAUAGAGGAGGCCUUCCCAAAAUCAGUGAAUGUGGAUGUCAUCAGCUCCAAGACGGACAGACCAUCGUACGGAUUUGUGACAUUUCUCAGUGAAAAAGAUGCAAAGUCAAGCUUAGCCAAGACAAUGGGUAUGAAGAUUGGAGGACAUCUUAUCAAAGUGGUAUAUGCUAACAAGAAGAAGGAGAUGGUUGCAUUGAAGAGGAAAGCAGACAGGAGAGGCGAUGUUUCAGAGCCUGUGCUGAAAAAAGAAAAGCAGCCUCAAAUCAGCAGCAAUAAGACUGGUGGUGGUGGUGACAACAGUGACAACAACAUUGACAGCAGUAAUAGUGAUGAAUAAAACGAUUAGAUAUGGGUCCAAUGUUGAAUUUCAGAGGUGUGUGUGCGUGCGUGCGUGUGACAUUAAAUGUAGAAGAUUGGUUCUGAAAUGUAUGUUUUUAAAGAAUCUUACUUAUUCAAUUUUUUGCUUGAAGGCUUCAAAAUAUUGUAAGCUCACCUGAGUGAAAGUCAAGUGCUCUUAACGUUCUGGACUGCAUGUCUGAUGUUGGCAUUGCCUGUAAACCUUCCUCAGAAUACCACUGGACCAAUGGAGCUUAAUUUUAAAUAAACUUGGUUUGAAAACCAUUUUGGCCACUACCUGGGUCCAAAUAACCGUGAUAAUCUUUCACAACAUGGAAAAGUUUAAUAGCAGGAUAGCCAAUCUAUACGUAACUGAAACUGAUAACUGAUAAUGUAGUGCAUCUAGAGAAAUAAAAAUGCAUGUAGAAAUUAGAAUAUGGUGCCAUGACAGUACCUUUUUCUCUCAUGUGAAAACUGUUGGUACGGAGACACAUGUUUAAUUGGUGAGUCUAUUAAUAUAUAAUAUUCAGUACAUAUGGGUGUAAAUACAAAUGGACAAAUACUCUUUGGUCACUUCAUGUGCAUUGUUCAUAAAACCCAUUCCCAGGCCGUGAUAUUGCAGGAAUAUUGCAAAAAGUAGUGUAAAAUAGUACUCACUCAAAUGUAAAUAGUGUGUACCAUUGUAAUCAUAUUGUUCAGCAGUUAAGACAUUUCAGUCAGUCAUCAGAGACAUUUGACUCCUAGUCUGCCAGUUGAGAGCCGAUGGUUAACUUGGGUUACACUGGGGUGAAUUGUGGGAGUCAUCAGAUAGUAGUCGGUCAAGUGAACGAAAGAUCUAGACAUUGAAGAAUGAUACUUCAGGAAAAGACCAUGAUUCCCUCAUGUGCCAACAUUUCUGCCUUGCUCAACAUUUGUCACAUGUCACCCACAUCUCCUCACUUGUAUGAAUGUUAAGUUUACUGCUGACCUACAAUGAUCUGUAGCGUUAACACCAGGUGGGUGGUGCAGUAGGCUAGUUAUGUCUAUAUGAUGUUCAAAAACUGAAUCUGUUGUAGUUUCACUCUUGCCUUGUUUUGUUGUGCAAAGACCUCAUCUUCUGAGAGGCUGUGUAUUCUCUCAAGUUCAUUAAUCUUAAGCAAGAACCUGAGAACACCAGAAAUUGGUCCUCCUUCUAAAGGAAGAUGUAAGUACUUCAGACAAUGUUCUUUUGCAUGCAAGCUUCUCAUCCUUGACAGGAAAGUCCACGUCCAUGAACACACUAUGUGAGAGUUUUCUUAAAAGCAGAGGUGCUGUUUGUCUGUUAAGGAUGUGAUGUAAUAACGCAAUUGCUUCACUGAUGCACCUACUGUUUUAACCUCACUAGACAGCUGUAUUUUUUGUUUUGAUGUUUUUUAGCUUUGCAUAGAAGAAUCCUGCUUACAGUAGUUGGUUAUACAUGCAGACAUACAUUGUGGGUGCUAAUUAUAUUAAUGCAUCAGUUACUGCACAAAUGAUCGUUGGUGACUGCUGAUUGAUCAGGCUGCUCUUCAGUCAUCUGUCCAAAAUCUCUUCUAUUUACAUUGUUUUCAACCUGUCACUUGGUCAAAUGAAUCAAGAAGGUCUACAUGGCCAGGAACUACAUGAAGCUGACAAACCAUGAUGCAGCUUAACAUAGUGUUCAAAGAUGUGUUCAGUGCAUCUCACCAUGUUAUUGUUUCACAACCUGGUGAAGUCAGGAGAGAAUUGUGGAGUCAACAGUAUGACCACAUCAGGGUUCAGGACUCAAAUCGUUCUUUUAGGCUGGUUGUCAUGAGGACAUGUGUUCAACAUCUGUAGACUCCACAUGAAGUAAACUCUUUCUGUGCUUAAGACAUACUGUAAUCGUAGUUAUUUUCGCGUGGGGAUUAAUUUUCGCGCUUUUAGCGCAAAAUGAUUGUGCGUCAAUAAUCAUACCAAGCAAAAUAUUCAUGGUCAGGUCAUGACAAAUACUCAAGUAGGAACAACAUGCAAUUUGUUUAUUCUCUCAGAUAACAACAUCAAAACAAUAUACAAAGGAAUAGAGGCAUAUACUAGUCUACGUGUAAUAGCGAUCACAAUCAGCAACUGUUUGUUAUCAGUUUGUCAGUUAAUUGAUAGCUGAUUACUCGUAAUCACAAAAUGAACGAAACUCACAUCAGUCACAAAUCACAAUGUUGACACAAGUAUAAUCCCACUUCUCUCUGAUUAUUUUAGUAAAUAUGAUUCAAUUAUGGCGGCUAGCUUUGAUCAUUGCAUGUCUAUGGGUUGUGAAAACUUUGUUAUGGACACCACCACUCAGGCGUUUAAAAUGUGCGAAAAAACUACUGCGCUAGUAGGUCUUUUGUGAACUUUCCGCGAAAAUUGCACCCCGUGAAAAUAUAUACGAUUACAGUAGUUCACAGUGCUGCUGCUGUCAAGAUAACUACAACUUUUUACAACACUGCUUACAUGUAUGUUUUUAGAUGUGUAUAAAGCAAAAACAUGAGGCGAUACCCCUGAAAAAGACUUCAAAAUGAUAAUUUAUGUUCCCUGUUUAUGAAAUACAUCACCAUCAGAUCUUUGAAUUUUCAAUAAAUAUGUUUGUCCUGUU